Messenger RNA from Cryptococcus wingfieldii CBS 7118, 2547 nucleotides. RefSeq lists its product as hypothetical. The coding region runs from base 1 to 2547 and encodes 848 amino acids. The transcript is spliced from 4 exons. The record is from RefSeq and is a predicted model, not a curated record. Gene Ontology annotation, molecular function: zinc ion binding; sequence-specific DNA binding. Gene Ontology annotation, biological process: regulation of DNA-templated transcription. Lineage: Eukaryota; Fungi; Basidiomycota; Tremellomycetes; Tremellales; Cryptococcaceae.
AUGUCGAGGCCGCCGGUACCCAACCGCAUCCAUCAACUCCCAGUGCGCGUCUCCUACUACAUACCCCAUUCCGACCAGUCCUAUUCAAUCAUUUUCCCCACGCUCCUCAACGUCUAUAUCCACCCCAGCGCGAACGAGGCCGGCGACGAGGUAUGGGGGUCUACAUAUCUCAAAAUGGUCGUGAAGGGUGUCUUGGGUGCCAGUCCCGAGCUGUAUCCAGCCUACCCAUCCGCAUCCGACCUCUCUCUCUACGUGCUCGAUCCCCGCGAGACCUUCUUCCGACAGACGCGUGGACAAGGGAGCACCGACCGCUCGAGUAAUAGCGAAGUGUGGACCGGCAAAGGCCUGGUGUCAUGGGCGCUUGCGGAGGCUGGGAUCGGAAAGAACUUGAUCGUGGGGCGACUGCAAGAGGAUGUGGCGUUUGCGAAUAUUGGCAAAGUGUCGCACCUGUCGGCGCUCGAGCAGCUCAUGGAGGCGGACCGGGCUGGUUCGAAGGGAGAGGCAGGGUGGGGGAUUGACAUUUCGAUGGGCCUCAACCUAGGAUCGGGCGGGCCGCCUGCUGCCUUUCGACGAUCCCAGUCUAGCUCGAGGUUGGUACGGAGGUCAUCGAGCGUCGCGGCGGAGGAAUACCAAACGCAACGGUCGCGCCCAAACGUUUCGCGACACCUGUAUGACCAAGCAGGCUCUUCGUCCGGUCUCAAGCCCGAGGCAAUGUCGCGUGCGGGCUCAAGCACUUCAAGAACGGGUCACGUUUCGCGACAGCUCUUCAGCUCUGAGCCUGCAUCUCUGCCCAGGAAUGCCCCGUUAUGUACCCCUGACCUGGGGGUCAGCAGCCCCGCGCUGACACCAUGUCCCCAUCCGGUAUCCAACACGCUCGUGAGAGAGCCCUCACAACGCCCCACCCCUCUUAUCACCCGCCCCGGCGCCAUGGUCCCUAGAUCUGUACCUCCCAAGAAACGCGCGCCUCCACGAAAACCACCAGCGCCAUCAUCAGACAACCCAAUCCUCCACGACGCGUUUUCGAGCCUGGGCGAAAACUGUCUUGGUGAACCUGAUAAUCUGACACGGGAGGAAGCUCAGCGUCUGCUCGCCAACCCUGAAUUCCUCUCCAUCCUGGGCAGGAUCACGGGGACGUCGUAUACCGGGCCGUCAGAUCCACAGUUGGGCGACAAGCGCAAGAGGGCUGAUGAGGACGGGAACGCACAGCCAAAGAAGAAGCGGGGCAGACCGACGAAAGCGGAAAAGGCAGAGCGAGAUGCAAGAGCCGCAGCGCAGGCGUUGGCUGCUAAGGUGAAGGAGCUGGCGGAAGCGCCAGAUAGGGAAGAUGCGGCGUGCUGGAACUGUAAGCGGACGCAAAGUCUGAUAUGGAGAACAAGAGUGCUUGACGAUGGGAAGAGGAUCCGGGUUUGCAAUGCGUGCGGCUUGUACUGGAAUAAGGCCGGGACUAUGCGCCCUGCAAACUUGUGGGUGGCAGAUGAUGACGAGGAAUCUCGCGCAGCGGGCAGGCUACCUGCUUCCGCCACUGGCUACUUGAAUCAACCCACCGUGAUCUCCAUCAAUCGUUCACAGGAAUCAUUCAAGCGCACUCUGUCUGCUGCGGUCAACCAGGAUGCUGAGCGCCUGGCUCGACACAAGGGACGUCAAGUAUCUACGUGCAAGCUGGGUCCUAUGACUUCGCCCCCACGAGGGUCUGCUUCCGCGUCCAACUCGUUCCGACAGUCGGCAGCUGUUAGCUCGCCAGGGAAAAAUCUGGGCGUGUUUGACAAGUCGUUCGAGGCCGAAGGAACCGACGCCAGCCCCAAAGAUGCGCCAGUGCUGCCAAAAUCUGUGCCACACCCCCAACCGCUCAGGCACAAUGCACCUGUCGAUUCGACUAUACAAACGCUCAACUUGCCUCUGAGCGAUGACGGGCCGCAUGGUCAGAAUAGCGGGCAAGUGGAGGAGUGGAAUGACCAAGUGUCGGCAUUCUUUGAUGUCGAAGGGUUCUCGAUGGCGCCGAUGACCGACGGGCUGCUUGAUCAUCGUCCAAGUAUCAGUAUCCAUGGCCCACAUCGGUCUAUCCCGAUCCACGCGACGUCCUCCUCUAUGAUUGACAAUCAUAUGCCAACCGACUCUUCGUUGGAAGAAGACACUGUGCUGUCCGAGUUGUUCAACAGGACGUCAUCCAUGGCGGAAUCGUCCCCGAUAGCAUUCGAUUUUUCACAACUCCCGCCCUCUUCCCCACCCCUCUCUGUGCUGAGCUCGGAUGCGCUUCCUCAUUCAGCAUUGCUCCUGUCCAGCCCGAUGAAAAAGUACAGCCCGAGUGUAUCUGGACAGACGCCAAGCGCAUCAGGUCUGACACCGGUCGACGCUAGUCGUUUGCUGCCGAGCAAUUCGAAACUGCGAAACGAGGUGGAGGAUGAUAAUGAGAUGGGACUUUACGACGAAAUAAUGAAGAGUAUGGGGGGUAUGGCGGGCGGGGUGGACAAGGAAGGAGAGACGAGCAGCGUGAGCGCACAAUUGCACGAGACGAGUGGAGAGGGCAUUUUCGCUGCUUUCAGCGUCUGA